Meriones unguiculatus (Mongolian gerbil) is the source of this 658-nucleotide messenger RNA. It is a transcript of the gene Ndufs5, whose product is annotated as NADH:ubiquinone oxidoreductase subunit S5. Bases 231 to 551 code for a protein of 106 amino acids. Gene Ontology annotation, biological process: mitochondrial respiratory chain complex I assembly. The record is from RefSeq and is a predicted model, not a curated record. NCBI's taxonomy places the organism in Eukaryota, Metazoa, Chordata, Mammalia, Rodentia, Muridae. The transcript has 4 exons.
CUGCGGGCGUUCUUUACGGCAGGCGUCUGCGUCUCUCCAGAGCCGGCGUCGGUGAACUGCGCGCAGGGGCUGUCAAGGGCACCGCCGUGCGCGGUAGGCGCUGCUGUGUCCGCGCCGCCAAGAGGCUUCGCAAGCAGGCCUUCUCUGUGUAGCCCUGGCUGUGCUGGAACUCACCCUGUAAACCAGGCUGGUCUCGAACUCAGUGAUCUCCCUUCUCUGAAAUUAAAGCCAUGCCCUUCCUUGAUUUGCAGAAAAAGCUGGGCAUCAGCUUAGACCGUCACCUCAUGUACCAAAGUGUUGAGCAGCCCUUCAAGAAUCCCGCUCGAUGCCACGCUUUCGAGAAAGAAUGGAUAGAGUGUGCCCAUGCCAUUGGUUCUACCCGGGCCAAAACAGAGUGCAAGAUAGAAUAUGAAGAUUUCAAAGAAUGUUAUCUUCGGCACAAAACGCUAAGGCGAAUGAAUGCCAUCAAGCAACAGCGGGAAAAGCUAAUGAAAGAGGGGAAAUAUACCCUUCCACCUUACCAUUCGGGCAAGGAAGAACCCAGGCCCUGAGCAGAGUAGCUGGAAGCUGCUUUUCAUGUUCUGUUUUCCACUGAAAAGAAUGUUUAAUAAGAGCUUCUUCCUCAAGUAUGUAAAAAUAAAGAAUUACUCAAUCUUUC